AUGGGCCUUGACCGGGAAUCGUCAUCUCCUCCACCCGUUACCAAUCUGUCGGGUCAGACUUCUCCUCGGAACCUCGAAAUGAGCCAAUCGCCAAAGAGCCCUGUCGACAACCAGAACCAAGAUCGGCAGGAAGAGGAUCAUGCGCCGCUACAAGUCGAUGAGGAGGAAUUGCCUGGUGAUGACGCAGACUCUACGUAUGGGUCCGACAGAGAUUCAUCCUACACCGCAUCCGUAACCUCAUCCAUCUUCGACUACCAGUACGAAAAUGGUCGUCGCUACCACGCCUACAGAGAAGGACAAUAUGUUCUUCCCAAUGAUGACCAGGAACAACAGCGUUUAGAUCUUCAGCAUCAUAUCUGGCGAUUACUUCUAGGCGGAGCACUCCACGCAGCACCUUUACCGCCAUCAGAUCAGCAAAAUGACUACCGCAUCCUGGACCUAGGCUGCGGCACUGGAAUUUGGGCUAUCGAAAUGGCUGAUGAAUAUCCAAAUGCAACCGUAUCCGGCGUCGAUCUUUCCCCCAUCCAACCUGACUGGGUGCCAGGCAAUUGCCUGUUUCACGUCGACGAUUAUGAAGAUGAGUGGACGUAUCGCGAUCAUGAAAAGUUCGACUACAUCCAUGGUCGAGCAUUAUGCGGUACAUCAGCGAAUUGGCCUCUCUUUUACAGCAGAGUUCUUGAGAAUCUGAAGCCGGGUGGGUAUGUUGAGAUGCAGGAGUACGAUGCCUGGAUAUUCAGCGAUGACGAUAGUUGUGAUCGGGCGCCUUGGACGAUGGAGUGGGUUGCCAAGCUUGAUGAUGCGAGCAAGAUGUUUGGAAAGCAGAUUAAUAUUGCGAAGUAUCAUAAGCAGUGGAUGAUUGAUGCUGGGUUUGAAGAUGUUCAGGAGCGAAUCCAUCGAAUACCGAUCGGACCCUGGGCAAAGGAUGAGAAGCUGAAAGAAUUAGGAAAGUUCGAACUCACACACAUGCAAAUGUCUGUCGAGUCACAUACACCGGCUCUUUUCACGCGAGUGUGGAAUUAUUCGCAGGACCAGGUCAUGGUGUUGAUGGAAGGUGUGAAGAGAGAAUUUCGACUUCGAGAUUUGAGAUUGAUCACCAGCUAUCGCUUCAUCACGGGGCGGAAGCCGGCUACAGCUUAA
Fusarium coffeatum is the source of this 1137-nucleotide messenger RNA. RefSeq lists its product as uncharacterized. Gene Ontology annotation, molecular function: methyltransferase activity. Bases 1 to 1137 code for a protein of 378 amino acids. The transcript is spliced from 3 exons. NCBI's taxonomy places the organism in Eukaryota, Fungi, Ascomycota, Sordariomycetes, Hypocreales, Nectriaceae. The record is from RefSeq and is a predicted model, not a curated record.